AUGAUAUCAUCCAUUUCAGCAGAAAAAGAAAAUACUCGGAAAAAAAAAAAGAAAAAAUCCAUAAAUAAAAGUAAGAAAAAUGAAAAAACAAAAAAUCCCGAGGAGGAAUACAAGGAGCUGUAUAUAGAACAGGUUGAAGAAAUACUAGCUCUGAAUCAUAUUUAUUUUCCAAUAUACGUGGAGAAUACUGGACAUAUGAAAAAAUGUCACCUUCCAAAUGAACUCAUGAACAAAGACGAUUUUGUAAAGAAGAGUAGAAUAUUGACCGAAGCAACAGUGUGUAUCGAUAUGAAUGAUGAAAUAAAUCCAGAUGAUUGUUUAAAAUUUUGCAUUUUCUUCAAUUUUGAUAAUGAUUUUCCAAAAUAUAAAAUAACCUUCAGCUUUGAAAAGAAAUAUCCAUAUUCCUACCCGAACAUUUCCAUAAAUAUAAGUAGUACUCUAAGUGAACAGCAAAUAAAUUAUAUCACUUUAAAUAUAAAAAAAAUAUGUGCUAAAAAUUAUGGGAGAAUUACAUUAUUUGACAUUUGUAUAUUUCUUAACGAAUACGUGAACAAAUCUUUUAGUAAUAAUUUUAAAAAUCUAUGGGAAGAAAUGAAUUACAGAAUUGAUGAUAUUGAUAAGUGUAAAAAAAAGAAUGAAGAGAGACAAAUAAAAAAUUGUUUUGAUUGGAAUCAUUUUCUCGACAGAACGUCGAGUAAAGGAGGAAUGUCCUCUUAUUCUUCUCAAUAUUUUAGAAAAUACAAUGAGAAUGAAGUCUAUUGUCUAGAUGAUCGAAAGAGAAAUAGUGAAAAUGGAAUCACCUCGAGUGUAUUUGGUUUAGAAAAUAAUCCUAGCCGUAGCAAUCGAAACAGUAGUGUCGGAAGUAGAAUCAGUGGAAAUGUGUGCACACAUAGGAACAACAAUUUCGAUUGUGAAGAAAACAAAGAAAGUUUCAUCAAUUUGAAUAACACUGAAGGAUUCACAGAACUCGAUAUCAUCAAUACAGAUGUGAGACGUAGGAAGCACUAUACAACUUAUGAUAGAGGACAAUUUUUUUUAAACACAAAUGAGUUAAAAAAUAUUUCUGGUUUUUCUUCUAUAAAUAGUUACCCAUUGGGGAUGGAAGAAAAUUUAAAAUUUCAUGUAAAAAAAAAAAAAGAAAAAAAAAGGCAAGAUCGAAAAGUGUUGAAAGACGAAUUAAGAGGAGACGUAAAAAAUAUAUCAAUAACCUCAAAUGAGCAAAACAUAAUUAAAUAUGGAAACGGAAGACUAAAACAUUUUCACAUUUUGAAAAAAAUACCAAUAAAUUAUUAUAGAAAUAUGUUAAUAGCAAGACAUAGUAUCGAUACCAAUAUGUACAUAAUUCAUACAUAUGUGAUUUUAGGUACUUUCCAUUUCUUGACAUUUUUCUUGAAUCACAUUUUAUACUGUAAUAGAGGAUUUAAUCUGUUCUGUAAUUUGCUCAGCGAAAAAAAGGAAAAAAACAAUCCAUCUGUCCAAAAAGAGCAAAGUAGACAAAAUUGUCAGCAUUUCCAGCGUAAUGAAAAGAGCAAAAAAGACAAGAAAGAUAAGAAAAGUGAGAAAAACGAAAAAAUAUUUACAGACUUUUUAAAAGACAUGAACGAUUUUAGAAAUCAGAAAAAGACAAAAAAAGUAUACGACCCAUCAUGUCUGAACUAUUUUUGCAGUGAAUAUGAACUGUAUGCCAAGAAGCAUUGCACAGUUAGUACAGAAAAUGAAAAAACAUUGUUACAUAUUUUAAAUGAGUUAAAUUUUGCACGCUUAAGAAACCUAAUUAAGCAUUUCCGGAUGGUGCAAAAAAUGAAUUUGAAAAAAAUAAUCAGAGAGAUACUCAAACUGACUAAAAUACAACACAAAUAUUUAGCACGCUAUCAUGUUUCCUGGUCUCAAAGAGAGUAUGCUAUUCUUAAUGAAUGCAUGGGAUACAACACAGACAUGUGUAAAGUAUUCAAGAUAAUGAAACUCCUCAUAUUGAGUAGAAUUUUUCGCAAUUAUGAAUUAGAGGGAGAUAAAACCAUAGAACAUUUCUCAAAAGAUGAGCAAGACACACAUUUGUGUCUACAGGAGGAAGCCAGAAGAAUAGAAGAUCUUUUCCAAAAGGUAAAAAGUAGUGAUCAUAACGAAUAUGAAGACAAUGGAGAAAGAAAAGAAAACAAAAAAAAAAAAAAAAGUAACCAAAGACAACAACAAAAAAGUAGUUACAGAAUUGUUAGUAAAGAUUUAUACUCAUCACCCCUCAGCAAUAUUGAAAAUGUGAAUAGAACAUGCACUUUUCCAGAUAGAAGAAGCUUUGGGAAAGACAUUUCCAAUGGAAUGAAGAGAUUCACUAUAAAUCCAGAAGAAAGAACAAAAAUGAAAAAGCAAAAUGAAACAUCAACUCUCUUGCAUUACUUCAGUUCGACAUUAAGUGAAAGCACACAGGGAAAAAUGGCAUAUACGAGAAAAAGUAUUUACAAUGAUGAGAACAAAGCCAAGGAGCAAUACAGUUAUAGCAAGGAACCCAUGUUAUUAUCACAAAAGACACUAAGUUAUAAUAAAAAAAUUGAAUUUUUAGAAAAUUUGCUAAGCAAAAAGGAAAAAAGAUACGAUGUCCUCUACGUUCAAUGUGAGUACUGCAAGGGACAAAUACUAGAAAAAGAAAUUCAAAAUUUUUUUUUUCAAAACAAUAAAUAUCUCAUAUGGACUGUGUUCAGGCAAAUUCUGGAAUGCCUAAGUUAUUUACAUAGACGUAAAAUAUAUAUAAAAAAUUUAAGUACAGAAAACAUGUUUAUUGAUAAUGAUGAAUAUGGAAUCCAUAUAAAAAUCGUAAAUUACACUGCAAGCAAUAUGAUUGAUUACAUAUAUUUUUACAACUACUCUUAUGCAAAAAAGUCUUCCUAUCUGUCCAACUUUGUGAAAUUGUUUUGUCGCGAGCACGAUUCUGGCCGUGACCAGCAGGAGAACCCAGACGACAGGACGAAGCAGAAUCGGAACCUGAACCUGAACCCGAACCCGAAUGAGAAGAAAAAGGAAAAAAAAAAUUUGGAACAAGCCAAGAAAGUUUGUGAACCCCACUGUGAGACAUUAUUAUCUCCAUGCCGAGGGGAUGCCCUCACAGAGCAAAAUCAUCCAAGUAUCAAGAUGGAAAAAGGAAUCGAGACAAAAAUUGGAGCAGUAAAUGAAAUAGGAGUGAAAUCACAAGAGAAAGAAGAACAACACUGGUCAUUCUUUCCCCAUUUGAAAAAUCACAUAAAAAGGAAAUUAUUAGAGGAUCACAAUAAUUACAACAAGAAUGUGUCAACAAAUAAACCUAAAGAAUACACAGAAUUCUACACACAUUCAUAUAAUCAGUACUUUUACAAUAGUUUAGGGAAGAAAAAGUACAGUUAUGAAGAGUUAGAUUUGUUUUCCCUUGGGUUAGUGCUAUACGAAUUGUUACAUAUACCAUUUAAAUCGAAAAAAGAAAAAUUACAAAAUUUUAGAGAAAUUAUUGAAAAGAAAAAAUUUCCUGAUGAUUUUUUAAAAAAUACUCUUGACAAUGGAGCAAUUAAAGUUUUGAAGUUUAUUUUAAUGAACACUAUUAAUAAUUACCACUCAAAUGAAAACAUUCAGAGACUUCAAUAUCCAGAUAUUUCAAAUUUAUGUGCAAAGACGAGUAAUGGAAAAUUUAAAUUCCACAUCAGUGGAAAUAAUAUGCACACUAGUUUAUUUAAGGAAAAAAUAAAAGAAAAAAAAAAAAAUUCCAUUAUUAUUAUCAAUGAUUACAAGAAAGAAGCUCUUUCCUGUAAGGAAAAAUCACAACCCCUAAGUGAUCGAGAUGAACAAAUAAAAAAAAAUGAACAUGAUGCCGAGUAUGAUGUAGGGGUGUAUAAAUCGUUAAAGCAAGAAAAAGACACUUUUUCACACAUUAGUAGUGCAAAUUCGGAUGCUCUGGAAGAACAUUUCAGCAAUUUAAAUGAUUCGCUACAAAUACCAAAGGCUAGUUCUGGCCCUUCUCAAGAACCCAAGAAGGAGCAUGAACAGAAUCGAAAGAAAAAAAAAGAUUCUUCCAUUCGAUCGAAAAAAAAAAAAAAAAAAAGUGACACGAGUAUUUCAGGGACUACUCUUCUUUUGCGUAAUGAUGGUAAAGGCACUACAGACAUCUGUCAGUUCAAUGGGGGACAAAAUAACAAAACAGAUGUAAGGCCAAGAGAGAAUAACAAAUCAAAGGAAGAAUCUCCACUGAAUGUCAUCGAAAGCAAUGAUCAAAUUGGAAAUACACACAGAAUAACAGCUGAACAGUUGCUGAAUUGCCCGUUAAUACCAAUGGUCAUACAGAGGGAUCUAUUUAAAUAUUUCUUACAAAAGUUGAAGAUCAAUUCUGAAAUCGAAUGCAGAAACGUGUUAAGAAUUUUAUUAUAUAAAAAAAGUGAAUCAGACAAAGGUGGUGUUCUUAUGGAUGUAAAUAUGAGAGUAGGAUCUUAUGGAAACACAUGCACAUACGAACAAGAUGUUAUAAACAGUUGUAUACUGGAACACAUGAAUGCCUUUUUAUCUAAAAAAGAUGCAACGUAUAAUCAACCACUUGCUUUUCAAUUAAUGAUGAGAAGAAAUGAUCUCCAUAUAUACCAAACUGUGGAUAACAAUUUUGCACAAAAAAUUCCAACAAAAUUUAUUAAAAAAAUGUAUAUACAAAAGAAAAAAAUUGAGAAAGAAAGAAAUAAGACAUAUCACUCAAGCUAUUAUAACUCUCACAAGAGCAUUUCAGUGCCUGGUGCACUAUUUGACAGACACAGAAUAGUGAAGUUUGACGAGAAGAAUAAUUCUAUGAGAAGAGACAAAGUGUGUGAAAUAAAGAAACAGCCAUUAAGAAACAACUUGCCAUGGGAAGAGAAAAAUUGUUCUAUACUAAAUAGGUUUAAUCAAAGAAUUAUGUUUAUUGAAAAGAAUAACAAAUUGUUGUAUGUUCCAUUUUACCUGACCGAAUCAUAUGUUAAUACAAUUCCAUAUUGUAAUUAUGGGAAGAAUUUCAGUAGUUCCUUUUGUUUCUUUCAAAAUCAUUUUUUGCAAAAUAGUAAACAGAAGAUGGUGAGGCGAGAGAACAGCCUCCUGUACACUACCAUGAUAAAAGUGGACAACCGGGAGGAUCUCUACUUCUAUGUUAGAUGUACCGUUGGCGAGAAAACCAGCGGGUGUACAUUACAUAAUGCAGCUAAUGCAGAUAGUCCAACUAAAACUAGCAGUGUUGCUGACACAGGUAGAGAUAUCAUAAUGAACUUCGAUGAGACCAUCACCUCCCGGAACAGUGACAGUGAAGAUGGAAAUAUAGAAAUUGGAAAAGACACUUACGUGAAUAUUUCCUUUUGCGUAUAUCAAGUUAUGAAUAUAUACAAUGUACUAAACAUGAUACAGAAGUUUGAGUACUAUUUAAAAAAAAUAACCAUAAAGUGGUCUUUUACAGAUAUGUUAAUAUACAUAAUUAGAGACAUGCUUUCGAUAGAAAAUGAUGAAAAGACAUUUUACAUAUACGACCGUUUUAGAGAAGGAAAUAUAACAUAUAAAAAUUUAAAAAAAUUAUUAUAUUUUUUAAACAUAUCAUUAUAUGAUGAAAAGAUUUUAAAAAUUCUUUAUUCAUUGAUAUUUAAUAAAUGUAAUAAUUUAAACAAAAAAAUGAAUAAAAUUAGGAAAAUGUAUUACUUGAAAGAUCACAAGAAUAAAAAAUUUAUUAACUACUUAGCUUCUACUAUUAUUUACUUGAAUAAUUUAUUUCAUCAUUUUAAUAAUAAUUCAAAUACUAUUUUUAUAUGGGAUUUUUUUAUGAACAAAUAUAAACAACUCUUUGGUUUUUCUUUUGCUUUCAAUAUCUAUUCACAAGUUGAUCGAACUAUUUUAUUGUCUAUUGGUGGCAUAUCAACAGAUGUAUUUACAAAUAUGAUUCACAAAGUUCCAUCCGAAGCUACUUACAAUUUCGUCUUUGAAAUUUUUGUUGACUCCAUAUCGACCAUUAUAUUUCAGGAAGUACGAAGGAACACUUCUGGCAAUAUGCUCAUUGAUUUCCACUCCCCCAGUGUGGUCAUUACCAUCAAGGCGUAUAAGUUACUUGUCUACGCUUUCUCCCUUUAUAACAAUUUAAUUCAGAAUAACAUCAAGUGCGAGUGCAAAGUAUCCCCGCUGAUCGAGACAUCCAAAUUUGAACAGGGACUACUCAAGUACAACAAUAUAAAUAUACAUGUACAAAUAACCCAAAAGAUGAGUUCUAAUAUAUCGUUAAAUAUAGAAGAUUACGAAGGACCAACAGAAAUUAGCAGUUCCAACAUAACUGGUGAAGAAAAUUUAAACAUCAUUUAUAGUACCCACCUCAUUAGGCUAAAUGUUAAAAAGAAUUUUGAAAAUGAGUCUUCUCUUAUCAAUUACAUAAAGCAAUUUUAUGCCAAAAGGUAG
Plasmodium gonderi is the source of this 6399-nucleotide messenger RNA. Its product is annotated as protein kinase. The record is from RefSeq and is a predicted model, not a curated record. The transcript is spliced from 5 exons. Gene Ontology annotation, biological process: protein phosphorylation. NCBI's taxonomy places the organism in Eukaryota, Apicomplexa, Aconoidasida, Haemosporida, Plasmodiidae. Gene Ontology annotation, molecular function: protein kinase activity; protein binding; ATP binding. The coding region runs from base 1 to 6399 and encodes 2132 amino acids.